AGAAGUCAAUGUGGAUCCACCCGGGUGCACCAGUCGACGUGGCAGAGAGUAUCGGACUCGCACUCCCCAGCUCGACCCGUCCGACAGAGAGCGAGGGGGAGCGCGUAUUUAGCACUCGCCACCGUACGCUGCCGCGAGUUGCCAAGCUCCCGACACCGAAAAUGGCUCUCGCCACCUGCUUCCUCGCCCCUUCCUUCUCUCUACACGUUCCCUCCGUUACCCUUCUCUGCCUCCCCGGAGCCUCCGCGUCGGCCCCGCCGCCUCUCUCGUCCCACCUCCGGCUCUCUCUGUCCCCAACCGCCACCUCUGUUUUCUCCUCAGCUGCUCCUUUGAUUCUGUGCAGCACUCGCAACCUCCAAUCGCUGGUCGUGCCAUACGCUACCGCAGGCGGCGGCGGGAACGGCAACCGCGGCUCCUCCGGUGGCGGAGGCGGCGGAGAUCAUGACGGCGGCGCCGAUAAUAACAGGAAGGAGGCGCUCAUGGUGCUCGCGGAGGCCGAUCGGCCUCUGGAGAGCCUGCCGAAGGACCUGGCGGCCGCGAUCCAGGCCGGGAGGAUCCCCGGAUCGGUGGUUUCGAGGUUCUUCGAGCUGGAGAAGUCCCCGAUGCUCCGGUGGCUGAUGCAGUUCGGCGGAUUCAAAGAGAGGCUGCUCGCUGAUGAUCUGUUCUUAGCAAAGGUCGCCAUGGAAUGUGGCGUUGGGAUCUUCACGAAGACUGCUGCAGAGUAUGAGCGCCGCCGAGAGAAUUUCUUCAAGGAGCUGGAGAUCGUGUUCGCAGAUGUGGUAAUGGCGGUAAUUGCAGAUUUCAUGCUUGUUUAUCUCCUUCUACCGUCUCCCUACCAUUCCUCCGAGUCACUUACUUUAUUUCUCUUUUGCUGAUUGCUCUAGAAUGCUGGAUCCAUUGCAAAGUUCUUCCAUAACUGCCCUGACAAUGCAUUUCAGAUUGCUCUCCGUGGAACCUCGUAUUCACUUGCACAGAGGCUGGGUGCUAUAGCGCGUAAUGGAGCAAAGCUUUUUGCUGUUGGGACCACCUCAUCAUUGGUUGGGACGGCAGUGACAAAUGCCUUAAUUAAUGCAAGGAAGGUUGUCGAUAAAUCUUCAGCAGGUGAAGUGGAAAAUGUUCCCAUACUAUCCACCAGUGCAGCCUAUGGUGUGUACAUGGCUGUUUCCAGUAACCUCAGGUACCAAGUGGUAGCUGGUGUAAUCGAGCAGCGAGUUCUGGAGCCAUUGCUGCACCAGCACAAGCUUAUGCUGAGUGCUCUUUGUUUUGCCGUUCGGACUGGAAAUACAUUCCUUGGCUCUCUUCUAUGGGUUGAUUAUGCUCGCUGGAUCGGAGUCCAAUAGAGACCCAAAAGUGACCGGCUGCAGUUAGGAAAGUCAAAAUCAGUUUCACCCUGGAAGACACAGCAGGUAUUUAUACAUUGAAUGAAUAGACACAGUUUGUGUUCCCUCAGGUAGUCCGGGAUCACUAUAGGCUUUGAUUCGUCGACUUGAAUGGAACUGUUCAACUGGAAUUUGUGUUGUCUUUGUCUUCAUUGUCUGACUUUUAAGAGGAUUUUGGAGCACUAUUGGGAGAAAUUUCAUUUCAGAUUAGAAACUACCGCUCCCUUGCAAUUUGAUUUAGAUAGAUUUUGGAAGCCUCUACUCUUAAUUGAUUGUAUUGCUAUGAUUACUUUUGCCCAGCAAAAAAGAAAAAAAAUAAAAAAGAGACAUAAAAGAGCAAA
Molecule: messenger RNA, 1720 nt
Organism: Punica granatum (pomegranate)
Lineage: Eukaryota; Viridiplantae; Streptophyta; Magnoliopsida; Myrtales; Lythraceae
Source: RefSeq, a predicted model, not a curated record